GUGCCGGCGGGGCGGCCCCGGGGCCGCGGCGUCGCCAGGGCCGCGCCCGGGUUUGUUGUAGCAACGGCCGCGAUGGCAGCGAGGCCGCCCCUGCCCGACUCGGUGCUGCUGCAGGUCCUGGCGCUGCUGCCGCUGCGGGACCGGCUGCGAGCGGCCAGGGUGUGCCGGCGGUGGCAGCGGCUGGCGCAGGACCGGGCGGUCUGGACUCAUGUGGAUCUGAGCCCUCACCGGAUCACCCGCCGCACGCUGUGGCACCUGGUGCGCCACCGCCUCCCCGACAGCGUGUGCACCCUGCGGAUGCGGGGCGCGCCUCGGCCCGGCGGCAAGCAGCGGCUGCUCUCGCCGGCACUGCUGGCUGCCCUGCGGGAGCGCUGCCCCCAGCUCCAGCGGCUGUGCCUCACCGACACCGACCUCCGCCACGUCCCCUACGAGAGCAUGCCCGCUUCUGUCACCACGCUGGAGCUGAGCCUCUGCGACAUCCCCGAUGCCUGGUUCUGCGUCUCCCCUUCGGUGCCAUCACCACAGGUACAACACCUCGCUAUCCACAGCGUUCCCACCUUUUCUGACCAUCACCUUCUUGACAUUUCCUCACAGAGCCACUUGAAGACACUGAGCCUUUGCGGCACCUACCGCAUCACUGAUACGGGGAUCCAAGCAGCAGCCCCGCACCUGGAGGAGCUGGAACGCCUGGUUCUGCGGCACUGCAUCAUUGGUGACGCUGCCAUGGUGUUCAUCGGGCGCCACAUGAAGCGGCUGCGCUACCUGGAAAUCAGCCAUGCCUGCUUCCUCACCAACAGGGGGCUGGUCGCGAUCGUGACACUGGAGCGCCUGGAGACCCUGUGCCUUGACCUCUAUGACUUGGUCUCCCUCGGUUCUGUUAUCGCUUUGUUGCAAGUGCUGCCUCGCCUGAGCCACCUCAAAUUAGGUGGAACUUGCUUUGAAGAUGAACUCCUCAGUAAAAUUCAGGAGAAUUUUCCACAUUGCACCAUCUCUCACACCCCAUGACAGCCUGAAGUGCAAUCCUUCCUUCCCUAGGACACCUGAAGUGCUCUUUUUUUUUUUUUUUUGUACUGCCUGUUUUUGUAUACAUAGCUUUGGGAUACAAUUCCCACUUGCCUUAAAAUAUUACGUUUUUUUCACAUAAAUAUGUUAAAGAGCUUGUCAUGUAUUUAACAAAGCUUGUUAACAAGCUUUAGGUAGGAUUCCCCCUUCCAUGUUUUCCAUGGAUCAGAGGAAUAGGAAAGCUGGGAAGGACACCCAGCCUUUGGGAACCCCAGUGACCAAAAACUAGCUGGGGUGGUGACAAGUUCAAGCUCUGUCUUCUCCACUUUCUCCACUGUCAAGGAUUAGGCAGCAGCUUAAUGAGUGUAGAAUUCAAGGAGUGAAGUGAAGCACCCUUCUGUCAUGGAAAAAACAGACCAGGCAGCCAAAACCUCACAAUUACCAAUUCCUUCUCCUUUCCUUCAAAUUCAGAUCUUCAAGUCACUUGUCAUACUGGUCAUGAGGAUUCCUGAACACCUGGUCUGAACAGCCAGACAUCCUGUCUGCCCCAGGCACUGCUGGGGCUGCUGUUACCGCUGAGUUUUGCUGGUAACAUCCAUAUUUUUUCUCAUCACCUUUUAUAGUCUGCAUUUCCAUCCUCUUCCUCCCCAUCCCCCAAUAGCCUAACACCAGAUAACCACCUAAAUGUUAUGUUGUUACUCUUAGUUUUUAGUCUAUAUUUUUAAACAAAUAUUGCAUUUCUUUAAAAAAACUUGAAAGCUUUUAACUUUCAUUUGAACCCUUGUUUUAGGACUUGGGUUUUUGUUUUUACCUGCUUUGGCAUCUCUCCUGCCCCCUUAGGACAGCAUUGCUUGUGACAAGAGCAUCCCACAGGAAACAGAGCAGGGCAACUAAUGCCUUUGAGCAUCUGAGCCUUUUCUGCCCUGUUUUAAUCACAAAUACCCCCUGCUCUCCAUUCAGCUGCAGCACAUGCAGCAAACCUUUGAGUUUCAGACAGUCCUGGAGGCAGUGACCCUCCCUGUGGUGAAAUCCUCAUUGCUGUCCGGUGGCCUUUGUGCCCUUGCCUCUUUUUUAAUCCUAAACUCAGUCUCAGGGUGGCUUCAGGGCAAAUAUCCCAAGGUAAAACGUUCAAGCUCUGCUUUGGAAAGCAAAGGUUGUUGACCUACUAACUACUGCUCCGUGUUUAUCCCAGACAAGGAGAUUAACACCAAAGGGAUCAGCCUUAUUAAAACCUCCAGCAUUCCCUGUUCCAGCACUCUCUGGGAAGGGGAGGGACAGUACAACAGGAAAAAGGAAGACCAAAACCAGUAAAAAUCCAUCAGUCAGUCAAGGCACAGCAAGAUGCAGCAUGAACCUCAAUGUUCUCCUGAUCUUUGCAAUCCUGAUGGCACAACAACAGAAUUUAAUAUCCCCACAGUCACAACAUGCCAGUUUUCCAUUAACUAAUUAUAUUUCUAUAAGCUA
Messenger RNA from Prinia subflava (tawny-flanked prinia), 2466 nucleotides. RefSeq names its product F-box and leucine rich repeat protein 12 (gene FBXL12). Gene Ontology annotation, cellular component: SCF ubiquitin ligase complex. The record is from RefSeq and is a predicted model, not a curated record. Gene Ontology annotation, molecular function: protein binding. Lineage: Eukaryota; Metazoa; Chordata; Aves; Passeriformes; Cisticolidae. The coding region runs from base 73 to 1005 and encodes 310 amino acids. Gene Ontology annotation, biological process: SCF-dependent proteasomal ubiquitin-dependent protein catabolic process. The transcript has 3 exons.